AUGUGGACAAUGAGCGAAGACGAGCUCGUGGCCGCCUCGCCGCCCCCGCCGGGCGUUGUGUCCAACUUCGACAACCCCGCCGAGUCCCUCGUGCCACAGGUGUUGGUCGUCGCCAUCCUGCUCAACCUCCUGGCCAUCAUCUUCUGCGGGAUCCGUCUGUACACGGUCAAGGUCGUGAUCCACCGUCACCAACGCGACGACGACCUCAUCUUCAUCGGAUUGCUCUUCGCCACGGCAUACUCGGUGAUACAAGUCUACGAGACUCGCAAUGGAGCUGGGCAUCAUAUUUGGGACGUGAGCCGGGCCGACGCCGUGGCUUUCCAUAAGCUGAGCAUGGUUGAUCUCGCGGCGUACAGCCUCUCCGUCCUCUUCACAAAGGCCUCGAUCCUUGUGUUCUACCUGCGCUUUCCUCUCAAGCGCGCUGUGAGAAUCGUCGUGUACGUGGUUAUGUUUGCGACGGUGGCGUACUCGCUCGCUGGCGCGCUUGGCUGGGCAUACCUCUGCACUCCCAUGGAGAAAAUUUGGGAUAUGGACGUUCCGGGAACCUGCGUUGAUAGGUCAAUGUGGUGGUUGAUGCUAUCCGUUUGCAACGUCGCCACCGAUCUCGCUAUCUUGCUGCUACCAAUCUGGAUUCUCUCACCUCUUUCGUUAAGGCUGGUCAAGAAGAUUGAAAUGACGAUCUUCCUCAUGGCCGGAGGCUUUGUCCUCGGUCCCAGCAUCGUCCGCAUGGUUAUGAUUCCUCUGGGUUUCAACAACGCCGACUUCACCUGGACCGCUUCUAUAAGCAUCAUCUGGUGCGUCGUGGAGGCCAACGUUGGUAUCAUUUGCACCUGUCUACCUUUCCUCAAGGCUUUCAUGAAGCACGUGGCGCCGGGCAUCGCCAAACGGUUCUACGUCCCGGACGAGCCGCAAUCACCCACGGUCUUUGACCGCGCUGCCGCUCUACAGAGUCUGCCGCCAGUUCCUAAGUCAGCACGACGCAAGAGCUUCGGCAGGCAGGCUGUUGGCGACGUUCCGGACGCUGAGAUGCGCACGAUUCGAUCAAAUUGGCCGUUGAAGAACGAAGAGCCUUUUGAUCACGUCGACUACCAAGAUAUCAGACUGUCGCAAGAUCACAAAACGCCAUACCCUGCGAAGCCUGUGGAUGUUGCGGAGAUGGUGUGA
Colletotrichum acutatum is the source of this 1164-nucleotide messenger RNA. RefSeq lists its product as uncharacterized. The record is from RefSeq and is a predicted model, not a curated record. The coding region runs from base 1 to 1164 and encodes 387 amino acids. The transcript is spliced from 3 exons. NCBI's taxonomy places the organism in Eukaryota, Fungi, Ascomycota, Sordariomycetes, Glomerellales, Glomerellaceae.